Messenger RNA from Salvelinus namaycush (lake trout), 2349 nucleotides. RefSeq names its product ankyrin repeat domain-containing protein SOWAHC-like. NCBI's taxonomy places the organism in Eukaryota, Metazoa, Chordata, Actinopteri, Salmoniformes, Salmonidae. Gene Ontology annotation, molecular function: protein binding. The transcript has a single exon. The record is from RefSeq and is a predicted model, not a curated record. Bases 217 to 1929 code for a protein of 570 amino acids.
GUGUGGUGACGGUUCUAUUAAUUUAUAUUCUGUAUCAAAGAAGCACAACAAGGUCUGUGAGGAUGAUGUGAUGGGACAACACCAACCAGGGCAGGUGAAAACCGUAAUUGUACGGGCUGAUUUAACUCUAGCUAAUUUAUAAACAUAAAAGGAAGAUCAUUUUUUGGGUAUAUCGAAGGCUACUUGUAUGUAUUUUUAAUCAGCUAAUCUAAUGUAAUGGCGACCGAGUGCACCCAAGAAGUGGUCGUACAAUUUCUGACCGAUCGAGGAGGGAGAGUGAAAAAACAGGAAUUCAUUGACUAUUUCAAAGCUGUUUUCCCGGAAGACCCUGACCAGAAAGCAAUUGUUCGGGAGAAAUUCAAGGGAUACGUGGACAACGUCGCAUUUGUAAAAUUGGAGAAUGGAGUUAAAUGUGUAUGUUUAAAAAAUAAGUAUCGAGUGGAGAAAGACAGCGCGUGCAAUGGCAACGGGACAGGCACCUUUUUGGAACAAGAUAGCAGCACCCCUGUCCUAUCCAAAUCAUAUAAGAACUUGAUUGAAGAUUGUGCACCACAACUGCAUCUGUCAGCAUCUUCUGCUGGGGGUGUGCGCUCUUGGGAAACCACAGCAAACGACGCACAACAACAAAUUUCACCUGGCUCGGGUUACGGAACUGACAAUGCCGCAGGAGUGAGACCGCCUGACAUUUCCGGAAUUAUAUUGGAAGGUAACAUUUUAGAAAGAGCUGCGUCAACAAGGUUUGUAGUUCAGAAUAAUAGUUUAUCAGACAUGGGAAAUGCGUUAGGCCUUGGUGGCAAUGGAGAGCAGAAAUUGACCAAGGAGGACAUUCAGACAUUGCAACCGCACGACAUACCGCAAAUUGCAGUGAUUGAGACGUCACCUUUACCUACAGCCGCGGAUGGCUCUAUGUUCCACUUACCCGGACGUCCAUUCCCAACUAAUGCACAGGACAGCCUGCUGUCCAGUCACCCUUCAUCAGAGCACGGGGCAGAUGAAGGCCAUAAUUAUGAUUCGCUACUGAGCAAAUCAGGGAGUGACAGCAACACACCUAAAGGUAGCCAUAAUAACGUUAUUGAGCUCAUGAUGAACAGCUCCCCCCAGGUGCAACGCAGCAUGGUGUUGAGGAACUCCGUCUACCUGUCUGCAAAGUACAGGGACUGUGCCCGGAGCGACAGUGACUCUGCCUCUGUGGUUUCAGUCACUCUGGACCCGUUGGAACACGAAUGGAUGAUGUGUGCAUCCGACGGCCAAUGGGAGAGUCUCCACCGCCUCCUUUCCUGUGAACCGAACCUUGCCAUGAAGAAGGAUUUUGUGACUGGGUUCACCUGCCUGCACUGGGCUGCCAAGCAAGGCAAACAAGAACUGCUGGCACUUAUCGUGAACUUUGCCAAACAACACACGGUGCCCAUCAACAUCAACGCCCGGUCAAGUGCCGGCUACACACCACUACAUCUAGCAGCAAUGCACAACCAUGUUGAAGUGGUGAAGUUACUGGUAGGAGCCUACGACGCAGACGUCGAGGCCAGAGAUUACAAUGGGAAAAGGGCGUGUCAGUAUCUUACGAGCAGCGUGGCCGUCGAUAUCCGUGACAUCAUCGGGGCGGGUGGUGUCGCCGACUCGGACUCAGAGAACACAGACUCUGGGGGGCAUUGGAGGUUGUCUAAAGUUCUCCAGUCUAAUCUGAUGCCCCUCAAACUGCACAAUCACAGUGAGGAGGACACAGGUGAUGGAGCAGGGCAGGCCAGACAGCAACCCUUGCGAAGGAAAUCAUCCCUUAGCAAGAUGAGGCCCAAACUUCAGAAGAUCCGCUUCAGAUCUUCGCAGAUAGUUCACAGCACUUCGUUCCCAGCACACUGUGAGACAGAGGAGCUUAACGGGUCCAGGAAAAGCUCAUUUAAAUCCAGACCCAUAUCAAAUCUGUUUGGCUGAAGAAUGGGCUCUUAAGUACACUCGACAAAGAGCAAAUAAACUACUACAGUGCAGGACACAAUGCGGUAUAGUCUGAUGUUACAAGUGUUUUUUUUUUUUUGUGGCAUAGGCCAAGUCUGGUGUUACACAUACUUAAGGGUUUUUACCCCAGGCAUUAUAUGAAUAUGCUGAACUAACAGAAUACGGUAUUACAUGAUCUAUUGAGUAACUGGCCAGAUUGCUACCCCUGGUUAGGCUAAAUAUUUCUGUCUUAAUCCUCUUAUCAUGCCGAAGUAGCCAAGGAGGUUUUACAGUUUGUCUGCUUUAACCCUUAAUGUACAUGUAAAGCUGCCUGCAACCCACUGGGCAAAGAUGUCAGUUCAACGUCUAGUUUUGAUUUACAUUUCGUAGAGUUUUUAACUAAUGUGAAUUCAAUGUGAA